This is a messenger RNA of Canariomyces notabilis, 927 nucleotides long. RefSeq lists its product as uncharacterized. The record is from RefSeq and is a predicted model, not a curated record. The transcript is spliced from 3 exons. NCBI's taxonomy places the organism in Eukaryota, Fungi, Ascomycota, Sordariomycetes, Sordariales, Chaetomiaceae. The coding region runs from base 1 to 927 and encodes 308 amino acids.
AUGGCAUCUGUCAGGCGCAAAGUGAGAAAGGAGGUAGUCUCGGCCGUUUCUGCCGCUACCGAGCUCGUUGCUGAGGCCGUCUCCAUCGUCCAAAAGCUCGUCCAGGUCCACAGGACUGUCCGCGGGCUCCCUGCCGUCUUGGACCGCCACCGGAGCCAACUGACGCGUAUCCAGCAUGUCUUAGAGACGAUUCAGGCGGAACCAUACCUCCUUGGCAACCAAGCGGUCAUGGAGCAUGUGGAAGAGGUCCACGCUAUCUGCAAGGAGGUAGAAGAGCAGAUUGAGCUUCGAGAGAGGCAGAUGAGGGUGGGAAUGAAAGGGGGUAAAGCGGGCAGGUAUCUGAGGGUUUUGCUGGAGGGCGGGAGGUUGGAACGGGAGAUGAGCGAGAGGUUAGAGCGAGUUGGGAGCUCCCUGGCCUUGCUGGAUACGGUGAUUGAUGUUGCUCAGGUUGAGAUCCUUAGGAGGGUAGAGGAGAGCGUGGCGAAGACGGGCCUGAAUGCUGGGGACAGGAUCGUGGAUAGCCUGGGUGAGCAGCCUUCUAUCAAUGCUAAUACUACGACUACAUGGACGGCCGAGGGAGGGAGCACGAUAACUGCUGUCGACGAGAUACCGUUACCGCAUUCCACAUCAUCUUCUAUCAGUUCUGAUGCUACAACUACGACAACGUUUGAGGGAGGGGACACGAUAAUUGCUAUCGAUGAGCUACCGUUACCGCAUGCGGCGUCACCUUCAAGUUCAGAUUUGCCUUACUUCGAGAACACCUCGCAAGGGCAUGCGAUUCAAUUCAACGGAGACGUUGGAUCAACGGACUGGGGUUGGCCGGCCAGAUGCGAAUAUACGAGGAUGCAGGCAAAGGAUUACAGCGUCCAGGUGAACGGGCGGACGGAUUUUACAGCCCUUCAGGCGAUACUAGCAAUGCGCGGGUAA